This is a messenger RNA of Sycon ciliatum, 4787 nucleotides long. RefSeq names its product mucin-like protein. Lineage: Eukaryota; Metazoa; Porifera; Calcarea; Leucosolenida; Sycettidae. Gene Ontology annotation, biological process: cell-matrix adhesion; Notch signaling pathway. Bases 6 to 4208 code for a protein of 1400 amino acids. Gene Ontology annotation, molecular function: Notch binding; calcium ion binding. The record is from RefSeq and is a predicted model, not a curated record. The transcript has 15 exons.
GACGCAUGUCGCCAAACAGGACGCAGAGCAAAGUGGACGAAGAUCAGGCCGUGCUCGCCCCGUUCUGGCUGGACAGCGUUGACGUGAGGAAGACUGGUGGUAGAUUCACCGUCGGCAUGGUUACGGACAGUGUGAACGCCGACCUGUUGCCCAUGGUUACCAACACACUGCGGACUAGCCAAGACGUACCGCAUACGUUCAAGGCGACUCAAGCCCUGGUCGUGACUUGGAUCAACUUACCGUCAUCUGCUAAUCCUCUCAACAUGAACACGUUCCAGGCGAUCCUGGCAGCUGACGAAUGCCAGUCGUUUGUCACGUUCUUGUACCCGCAAUAUGGCCUCGCCUACUCGGGCCAACGGCAGCCGGCAAUGAUCGGAGCCGGCGGAAAGCAACAUCGCGCAUCCGGUAGCCUCGAGGUCGGCAUCAUCGCAGCGUUUGGCAACGCCGUGUGGACAUACAAGCUGACACCGGCAUGCGGUGGCACCAGUCGACCCGCCUCGGCCUGCAAGAGCCUCCGCAAGUACCCGCUGCCGGCCCUGCCGGAGGACGAGAUCAUCCAGUGUCCGGGUACGAGUGUCAUCGCCAGCGCCAACCAUCUCUUCCAGGCCUACCAACCUCACUCAGCAAGCACCACCAGCAGCAGCACCAGCAGUAGCAGUAACAGUAACAUUUGCUACCGGACCAAUCCUGUUCUGAACGCAAAGCUAGGCACGUCGAUCGCCUCGGUCUGUUGCUUCGGUAAAGAUGGCAGCAUUAUAACGCACGGCAAAUUCCGGGGCCACGUCACGUACUAUGAAAGUGAUGUAGCGGCGCUCGAAGACUGCGGGGAAGCUGGCCUGUUGUCGUACUUUUUUGAUCAUCGUCCGUCUCCGCUGGCAAGAGCUACCCGAGUUCCGCUUGUACAGUCGCAUGCGUUCGGAGACCCGCACUUGCGUACCCUGUCUGGCAAGCACUACGAAUUCCAACGCGUGGGCGAAUUCACCCUGGCACGUGUCCAGGCCAGCGUGUUUGGCUCGAGUAGACUGCUGGAUGUCAGUGCUCGUAUGGAGGUGCACCCGUUCAACACCGAUGGUUAUACGUCCAUUACUCAGCUGGCGCUGGGAGUCGAUGACAGCAUCAGCGCAUACAUCGUAUCCGUGACCGGCGCAGGCAAGCUGUCCGUGCUCUACAACGGCUCGGACAUCACCGGUGCUGUGCAAGACGGUCAACAUCCAGCUCUCGCUUUCACCAGCAACGGCAACACCCUCGUCGUGUCUAUUGCCAUAGCCAGCUGCAGUGUGGAGGUCCUGAACAGACAAAUUCUCUCAGCCAGCUUUCAAGUGUCUGCAAGUGUGGUUAGCCGAGUGCAUGGACUGUACACCAUCGACCGCCUUCAUCCCAAACUGGAUCUCGCCGACGUCAUGGCAGUGUUCAAGGCAGCCGCUAGCAGCUAUCAGCACAACAGCAGCAGCAGUCCGUUUGCGUACACCAAAGAACACGGCCAUGCGUUCUACAACCCGCCGCUGCCAAGCAGUGAUAGCCCCGUGCUCACCCAGACCAGUUCUGACAUCAUAUCAAAGGCCUCUCCAGAUCUACAGAAGGUCUGUGGAUUAUCCCUGCCGUGCAUCAUUGAUGGUCUGGCACUGAACUCCCUGGAGUUUGCCGCCAGCAGUAAGAAGGAGGACACGGCCCUGGCGGUGCAGGAGAGUACCAUAGAGACGGGUCUUCCACUCAUCAAGAUCACACCACCAGUACUUCAGGCACAGCUCGGCCAAGCGGCCAGCGUGGAGGUGCAGGUGACGGGCAUCGCCGCGUACAGCAUACAGGAGCUACGCUGCAACGUGGUGGGACUGCACGCCAGCACGUACCAGAUACAGCGCAAGGGCACCACUAUGCUGCGCUUCACGUGGACGCCGGCCGUUCGAAACCAGACGGGCGUCGUGAGCGUCUCGUUUACCGUGGUCGACGCGGCGGACGGCCGGGAGACUCACGAGGCGCUCCGCCUGACCCUGUGCUCCUGCCACGGGCAGUGCGAGCGGCUGGCCACGGCCGUGGAACAGUUCACACUGCUCCGGUGCACGUUCUGCUCGGCGGGUCGUACCGGCCGGCUGUGCGAGCAGGACGUCGACUCCUGCGCCACUAAUCCGUGCGACCUGCGUCGCGGCUGCGUCGACCGGAAGGUGCCGCAGCACGGUUACACUUGCACGGCGUGCCGGAGCGGCUACGAGCAAGACGCGUACACGGCAGACGCCUGCGCGGACAGGGACGAGUGUAAGGCAGGCGCAGUGAGCGACAGCAAUGGUUAUGGCGAGCCGAUAGCCGUGUGUACGUCUGCAUCACAGAGCUGCGUCAACACCGCCGGUUCCUAUGAGUGCGUGUGUGCUCCGGGCUACACCGGAAGCUCAUGUACAGAUGUGGAUGAAUGCAAUGUUGUGAGCUCUGCUGGACCGCCGCCGUGUGAUGCACACCAUGCUGUAUGCACAAACACUGUUGGUAGCUUCACCUGCUCAUGUGCUCGUGGAUACAUUGGAACAGGGAAGACAGUGUCGGGAGGCUGUGCGGAGGUGAAUCCCUGUCUCCUUGCCGAUAAUGGCUGCUCCAAGGAAGCUCAGUGCAUUCCUGAGAAGGCCUCCAACAUCUGCGUUUGUCCUGACCGGCAGCUGCAGACUGCAGACGAGAACUGCGAUGUUGUUCCGAUUUUGGCACGAUCGUCGCCCGAAGUGGACACGGUCUCCAUUCCGUAUGGCGCGCACGUGACUCUGAGCUGCUCCUUCCUGGGAGUGGUGCGCGGCGAGAUAGUCUGGGAGGGUCCGUACGGCGUGGUGGUCCCCAACACCGGUGUUCGCGUCACGAUGUCGAAAACACACGUGUCAACGGUCAGCAUGCUGUCUAUUGACUUCAGUACUAACAUCACGGUGGGCCAGGGAGCGGCGGCCAUGGACCUACGCAUCGCUGCUGGCCUGUACGUCUGCAACGCCAGCAACUCGCGCGGCUCCGGGAUGGCCAAGCGGAAUGUCCUCUUCCUUGCCGAGAGCGCCUUCAACGACAAGGACCUCACCCUGGAGAGCUUCCUGACACAGCCCGUACUACUGACUGGCGGAGUGGGGCUCUCUUUAGUCUUCAUCACCAUUGCCAUUGCCAGUAUCCUCCAUCGACGAGGACGACAGCAGCGACAGGAGUUCAGCGGCCCUGCGAAGAGCAGCGUGCAACAUGACCAGCAACCCAUAGUGAAGAACGGCGGCGGCAAGAAGAAGAAACGCGGCAAGGAGAGGUCGGCCAAGUCCGAGCAGAGCCUCACCCGCAGUGGGAGUGUCCUGCCGGACUGCAUUGAGGAGGAGUACACGUACGGCAGUUCGUCUACGCGUGUGCGCCGCAAGCCGGGCUUCAACAGCUUCGACAUGCAGGCCCUGAGCAGGACCAAGUCGAAGAUCGGGAACCACGUGCAGGUGAGGGUCGAGGAGGAGCAGGAGGACGACCUGGACGACGGGGACGAGUACAUCUACGGAAACGAAAGCACCACAGCCUGCAACGACCACAGCCUGGUCGUCAAGCGCUCGGCCAUGCAGACGACGGACUCGGACGUCGACCUGUGCUUCACGUUCGACAAGGACAGGCGCAGCAGCGCCGUCACCAUGCUGCACGACUUCUACGUGGAGGGCACGAACGGCGGGCCGGAGACGCCCGGCUUCUCGCCGUGUGGGUCCGACGCCCCGAGCCGGGCCGAGCUGGUCAGCAUUGGGCAGGGCAGCGAUAUGUUCUAUCCGGACGGCAGUGGACACGGCGUGGCGAACAUACGCAGCGCCGCAACAAUUGAGGGCACCAUGCAGCUGCGGCGCUCGCUGGUGGCCGCCGCAGCCGCCACUGUCGAGGGCGAGGACCACAAGUACGCCAACAACGACAACGCGUCCAACAUGGGCACGGCCGACCCGCAGGCAUGCGAGUACGGCGAGAUCACCCCCAGCGGGCCGUGUCGCAUACCCGACAUGCUGUCCUGCGAGGACGAGUACAUGGUGGCGUCGGACGUGCAGCACCUCGCCCACCUGCCACCGCCGCCCGACGAGAACGAGUAUGGCGAGCUGGGCGCAGUUGGGCCUCCUCCGCCGCUGCCGUCGUCGUCGAUGCAGAAGGACACACGCAGUCUGCCGCCGCCGCCACCGCUGAGCUCCGCACCGCCCACACUGCCGCUGUCUCGAGAUAUGCCACCACCGCCACCGCCGGACUGGUCAUGAGCUGGUCAGCGUGCGUCACUGCAGCGCUCGGCUCGGUAGACGGGGCAUUGGCCGGUUGCAGCACUCACUCACUCACCAGGUGUGCAGUACAUGCAUUCAAACUGACCGGCAGCAGCAGCAGCAGCAGCAGCAGGGGAAAACCCAUCCCUUGGCAGCGACUUUUAACUGAAUCCGGAUAGCGACGCAUAGCGCAGUCCUUCCAGAGCGGGUGCAUGCGCUCAAAUAGCGCCACGGUGUGAAGUCUUGAGGUGAAGCUGAGUCUGCUUACACUGCCCCAACUGACAGUGCUGAGCGUCGCCAUCAAGAAGAACAGUCCCAUGUACAUAAUUAUCUCUCUUUCUUUGUCGGCGGAAUUCCCUGCCAGGCGCAAGGAUUCUAGAGCGCCACUUCCAAGCUCCAUUGCAUUGCUGCUGCUUUCUUUCUUGCUCUGUGCGCAUUUUGUUGCUACUUCCAUUUACGUUGUUUAGACUAUCGAUUGAUUGCCCCGAGGGCCUCUCACACGCACUCUCUCUCUCUCUAUCUAUCUAUCUAUCUAUCUAUCCAUCUAUCUUCUUUCUCUCUCUCUCCCUCGGUCGGCGG